AUGGUCAACGUAUUCCAACGCCUCACUCGACGCCGAGCCCAAAGCUCCAGCAGUAACCCACCAGACCUAGACGCAGACACCACGGGCCCCAAUUCCGCAGCAUCCCAUCCGCACGGAAUACGCCGGACAGUGAGCACGAGCUCCGGCACACGCAGCUGGCGAUAUGAAGAGCCAUCUUCCCGACACCUCAUCCUGAUCUCCGACACCGUGGAGUUCGAUACCCAUCUAGUCCACCUCUUUCAGGCGGAAGGAUUCGAUGUGAUCUAUAUCCCGUUCCUCGGCAGCGGGAAUGUAGAGAGAGAUAUGAAAGCGCUGAAGAAUGCGGUGCACGAGAAAGAAGACGAACUCGAGAAUGGAGAGCGGUAUGCGAUAGUUGCAUAUCACCGACCUGCCUACCUCCUCCUAGCCUUACACCACAUAGUAUACAGCAACACAAACCCAUUCCCACACCUGUGUGCCUUGAUAGCCUACUACCCCCUCUCCUCAACCGACCAAUUCACCUACAAGGAAAAAGAAAACUGCUCGCCACCAGGCUGCUCAGACACAGCUGCAAUCUUCGGCCCAGCCGCCAAGUCAACAUACCUCCCAAUCCAAAUCCACAUUCCAGGCCCACGAGUCCAGCCCUGCGCGCUGUGGCCAUGGAUCGAGCUCAGCACCUCCGAAGGCGACGUCACCUACAAGAAAAAACACCGAUGCUACGUGUACACGUACCCGGAGUCCAAAGCCGGGUUCGCGGAGCGGGAAGUUGCCGAGGAGAAAGAAGGCGAAAUGGAUGUGGAAUUGAACGCAGAUGACGAGAUCAGCUCGCAAUUGGCGUGGAGUCGCACGCUAGGGUGUCUGCGCCGCUCGUUCAAUGUUGGGAGCCAAUGGGCUGUUAUCGAUAUCGAGACUGUCUGGGAAGAAUACUGGGACCGUGUGCUGGGGGAGAUGGAGAUGCGGAAAAAACAUCAGCAUUCUAGUGCUGAGCCGGCGGUGGGGAUGUUGACCGGUCAUGGUCAUUAUGGCGAGAUGGGGUGUCCUGCUGGUGAGGUCUUUGUGAAGUGUAUUCCUACUCAGGCUGGGGGCUCUGAUAUCGCAAGCCUGCGGGAUUUCUUCGCUCAUGUGUAUAUUCCUGCUGGGCCGGUUGAUCAGCAAAUCCGCCUGCUUUCACGCACUGUAGGUGUGGAUCGUAUCGUGGAUGAGAUGUUGUUCUCCUGUCGGCAUACUGCUGAGAUUCCAUGGCUGCUACCUGGUGUUUCGCCGACGGGGCGAGAUAUCCAGGUCAUUAUCGUUGUAGUGGCAUCCUUCAAUGCUGGUCAGAUAACACGCCAGAAUCUUUAUUGGGACCAGGCUGGUGUGCUAGUGCAGGUUGGAUUGUUGGAUCCGGGACUUGUGCCGUCAUCAAAAUCCGGCGAAGGAUAUUGA
This is a messenger RNA of Penicillium roqueforti, 1404 nucleotides long. RefSeq names its product dienelactone hydrolase. The coding region runs from base 1 to 1404 and encodes 467 amino acids. Lineage: Eukaryota; Fungi; Ascomycota; Eurotiomycetes; Eurotiales; Aspergillaceae. The transcript has 3 exons. Gene Ontology annotation, biological process: polyketide metabolic process. The record is from RefSeq and is a predicted model, not a curated record.